This is a messenger RNA of Parnassius mnemosyne (clouded apollo), 1518 nucleotides long. The record is from the annotation of a GenBank genome assembly. Lineage: Eukaryota; Metazoa; Arthropoda; Insecta; Lepidoptera; Papilionidae.
AUGGAUGAGAGCAAUAUACCCAUAGAUAUUAAUAUAGGUAAGCUACAAGACUGGCUUGUUAGUCGUCGGCAUGUUAACAAGGAAUGGCAGAAAAGUGUUAUAGCAGUAAGGGAGAAAAUUAAUAAUGCUAUACAGGAUAUGCCAGUUCAUAGUGAUAUUGCAGAACUAUUGACUGGGAGCUAUAUUAACUAUUUUCACUGUCUGAAAAUCAUAGAGAUCCUUAAGGAAACUGAAGCAGAUACAAAGAAUUUGUUUGGAAGAUAUGGCUCUCAACGGAUGAAGGACUGGCAAGAUAUCGCAAAGAACUAUGAAAAAGAAAAUUUAUAUUUAGCUGAAGCAGCACAGAUGCUUGUAAGAUACAUUAACUAUGAAAUCCCAGGUCUGAAAAAACAGAUAGCUAAGGAAGAGCAGCUGCAGUUGGAAUGUGAAAAAAAGCAUAUGGAAUAUUUAAAAAAUGAAGCAUCAAGCAAAUCGGAGUUCUCAACACUAUGCAAACAAUUGGGUAUUGAAGGAAAUAAGAUCAAAAAGGAAUUAGUUGAAAGGCUAAAAGAGUUACCAGAAAUUUAUGAUAAGAUCGGCAAAUCUCUUAAACCACUAUUACCAGCAGUUGAAUUAUAUUCCGCAUUUACAAAGUAUAUAAUUGGUGAACAUGCACCGAAAGUGUUGCCGCUGGUGCAAUAUAUGGUAGAGCAUGGCAAUACAACCGUUUAUGAAUGGACCUAUGGUGAACCACCUCUCAGUGUUGAACCUGAUCCAAUUCAUAUUGAGUUAGAAACUGAUGAUAAGGCAGCUGGUGAUCAGAUUGAUUUUGGCGAUAACGUGAUAGAUUUCGGUUCAAUCGACGCCUCGGCCGGUAUUGACUUCGGUGAUGGUGACGGUAGCGGAGAAAUCGAUUGGGGAAAUAUUGAUGCGGCACCAACAGAUGUUGAUAUAUCAGCUGACGUCGCUGCGAUUUCUCUAGAAGAGUCUGGAAUUGUGGUAGAGGAGCAAGGGGUGGGGGGUGGAGUGGCGACGGGUAGAGAAGCGCUCACGUUGCUCGAUAACCCUGUCACUAGCAACCAACUCAUUGAACAGCUGCUCGAGCUGGAAUCAUUCCUCAAGAUGCGUCUGUACGAGACGAGCACUUCGGAGAACCAGACGUUCUCCUUGAUGCAGCAGCUGCCGUCCGAAAGCGAGGCCGCCCUGUCGGCUAUGUUGGCCACCGUACAAGCCGCUACUGCCUCGCUUACUGCCCCAGAGAUCGUGCAUUUGCAUAAUGUUAAACAUUCGCCCAGAUACGUGGAUGUGCUGACCGCACAACUAGAACAAAAGCUGUCUGUGUGCGCCAAGAUGUCCAGACUGGCGGAGCGCGAGUCCGAACGGAGGGCGGCGGCGGAGUCUCGUGCUGCAGACUUGAGGCCCAUGCUCACGCGAUUGAUUCAACGUACAAAAGAGCUGCAGGCGCAGAUCGAGAGCGACAUUUCGAAGAAAUACAAAGGAAGGCCGGUGAAUAUAAUCGGCGGGGUGAAAUUUUUAUAG